AUGUUAUCGGCAUUAGCAGCAGAUGUGGGCCUGGAAGGACAACAGCCACCGGGAGCAAGUGAAAGCCUCACCCCAUCUGAAAUCAAAGCUCAAGAGCCGUCACCGGGUGGGACACCUGAAGCAGAACCCGCUCCUCCACCACCACCUCCCCCUGCCCCUGACCCUCCUCCGCCUCCACCUUUUCAAGAACCACCUCCUCCACCGGAUUAUCAUCCAGGUGGGGCAAAGAAGGAGCCUGAAAAAUUACCCGGAGUGGAUAGCCUGGUGAAAAAGAUCGUUGGAGCAUUGAAGGAAGAUGUGAAGAAGAAGGUAAAAGAACCGCCACCUGCGCCUAAGAAGCCAGCUCUCAAGGCCUCAGCAUCACCGAAAAAGAAGUCAAAACAGAAAGAAUAG
Molecule: messenger RNA, 393 nt
Organism: Cooperia oncophora
Lineage: Eukaryota; Metazoa; Nematoda; Chromadorea; Rhabditida; Trichostrongylidae
Source: the annotation of a GenBank genome assembly